UAUAUCCACUGAUCUCACUGAGUCACACCCGCUCUCUAUAAAUAAUCUUCUGAUCCCCAUUUUAAGCUCAACAGACACUACUCUCUCUCACUAAAAAUGUCAGCUUCCUUGCAAUCUCCGCCAUCAUCAGCUCUCUCCUCUUCAUCUCUUCAAGAGGGAAGAUUGAGGUUCACCGUUCACUCCGUAAGGCGGAGUUUCAUCUUCAAGUCUCAGAGAUCGUUUCCUCAAAUUCGAGCUUCCACAGGCUUCUCGUCUUCUCUCGACACUGGUUUAAACACUGAAUUGGACUCUGUAUCUAGCUACAGUGAGAUCGUUCCUGAUACCGUUAUUUUCGAUGAUUUCGAGAGGUUUCCUCCAACUGCUGCUACCGUUAGCUCCUCUCUCAUCCUUGGUAUCUGUAGUCUUCCCGAUACAACAUUUAGGAGUGCUGUGGAUACUGCAUUGGCUGAUUCAGAGUGCUAUGGGUUAGAGAGCUCGGAUAUUCAGAUGUCUUGUUUCUUUAACAAGGCCUUAGUCAAUGUUGGCGGUGAGAUGGCAAAGCUAGUCCCUGGCCGAGUUUCAACUGAAGUGGAUGCUCGUCUUGCAUAUGACACGCAUGGCAUUAUCAGGAAGGUGCAUGACCUGUUGAAAUUUUAUAACAAAAUUGAGGUCCCUCCAGAACGUUUACUGUUUAAAAUUCCUGCAACUUGGCAGGGAAUAGAGGCAUCAAGAUUGCUGGAAUCUGAGGGAAUACAGACACAUCUGACUUUUGUUUAUAGCUUUUGUCAAGCUGCAGCGGCAGCUCAAGCUGGUGCUUCUGUUAUUCAGAUAUUUGUUGGUCGUGUUAGGGAUUGGGCACGCAACCAUUCUGGUGACCCUGAGAUAGAAGCUGCUGUUAAAAGAGGAGAAGAUCCUGGGUUGGCUUUGGUGACAAAAGCUUAUAAUUACAUACACAAGUACGGGCACAAAUCAAAGUUGAUGGCAGCAGCAGUUCGGAGCAAGCAGGAUAUAUUUAACCUUCUAGGGGUUGACUAUAUAAUCACACCAUUGAAGAUAUUGCAAUCUCUCAAGGACUCUGUCACUCCCCCUGAUGACAAGUACUCUUUCGUGAGGAGGUUAUCCCCACAAUCAGCUGCUACCUACAAAUUCAGCGAUGAUGAGCUAGUAAAGUGGGACCAAUAUAGCUUUUCAUCAGCCAUGGGGCCUGCAUCUGUGGAACUUCUGGGUGGUGGUAUGGAAGGCUAUGUUAACCAAGCGAAGCGGGUUGAGGAGUUGUUCGGGAAGAUAUGGCCACCCCCAAAUGUCUGAAGUGGUCUAGUGAUCGAAUCACUAAGCAGAAGCUUGACAAAAUAACAAAAGUCCACAAAUCUGGUUGAGGGUGUUCUGUCUGUUUGUGAAAAUCUUUUUUUUUUGGGUGAUUCCUCUCUCUCUCUCUCUCACAGUUGUAUGCCAUCUUUAGCGACAUGUUCUUGUCUAAGCACUUCAAUAAUACCAUAUACAAUUUGCAGUUAA
This is a messenger RNA of Cornus florida, 1491 nucleotides long. RefSeq lists its product as uncharacterized. The transcript has 13 exons. The coding region runs from base 97 to 1287 and encodes 396 amino acids. Gene Ontology annotation, molecular function: transaldolase activity. The record is from RefSeq and is a predicted model, not a curated record. NCBI's taxonomy places the organism in Eukaryota, Viridiplantae, Streptophyta, Magnoliopsida, Cornales, Cornaceae. Gene Ontology annotation, cellular component: intracellular anatomical structure; cytoplasm. Gene Ontology annotation, biological process: carbohydrate metabolic process; pentose-phosphate shunt.